AUGUCUGUCUAUCUCGUCACCCAGGCCACUGGCCAACAAAGCCAAUGGGCCAUCAGACACCUACUCAAAGCUGGCCACAAGAUCCACGCUGUUGUCCGCAACAUCGAAAAGAUACCAGCCCUGCUAAGCAACCCGAACAUCAAUCUCUUCCAAGGAGAAAGCAAGAACUUCGACAGUAUCUUCAAAGCUGCUCAGGGCUGUCAAGCCGCUUUUCUGAACACCGUUUCCUUCCCUGGCUUGGAGGUUCUUCAAGCCAAAACAAUUGUCGAAGCUUGCGAGAAAGCCGGCGUCAAGAGCCUCAUUGCUUCUACCGCCAUUUGUACCGACCAAAAGGAUAAGUGGGAUAACGGAGAUGUAAAAGCUAUUCCAAAUCUUCAUGAGUACUAUACUUCUAAGUAUGAGGUCGAGAAUAUUGUUCGCGCUGGAAAGUUCGAAUCAUACACUAUUCUCCGGCCCGCACUUAUCCACUACGACUUCUUCAUUCCAGGUGUCUAUUAUAACUUUCCCCGCCUCCCAACAGAUGGUGAAAUUGAUGACCUUCUCACUGGGGGUGCCAAAUUCCCUUACACUGAUGCUCAGGACGUGGGAAAGUACGCUGCUGCGGCACUUCAGGAUUCUACCGGCUUCCGAGGCCAAGAAAUUGACCUUGGAAAUGAACUCUUUGACUUUGAGCAGAUCCGCGAUAUCCUGGUCAAGGUCAGCGGUAGGGAAGUCAGAAUUGUGAAGCGCACUCCUGAAGAGGUGGAGAAGUUGGGUAUUGCUGUUCAUGGCCACAUGUUUCAGCAUUUUGCCAACAUGAAUCCUUUUGACUUUGUCGAGGGAGGAGCCAAAGGGGUGCAGGACAAGUUUGGUAUUCCUUUUACUUCACUUGAAGACGCGUUGCGAAGGGACAAGGAAAGACUCCUGGAGUGUAUUCCAGCCAAGAAGGAGGUUUAA
This is a messenger RNA of Fusarium musae, 936 nucleotides long. RefSeq lists its product as uncharacterized. Bases 1 to 936 code for a protein of 311 amino acids. The record is from RefSeq and is a predicted model, not a curated record. NCBI's taxonomy places the organism in Eukaryota, Fungi, Ascomycota, Sordariomycetes, Hypocreales, Nectriaceae. The transcript has a single exon.